Sphenostylis stenocarpa is the source of this 447-nucleotide messenger RNA. Lineage: Eukaryota; Viridiplantae; Streptophyta; Magnoliopsida; Fabales; Fabaceae. The record is from the annotation of a GenBank genome assembly.
AUGUCUGCUUGUUCCCAGGAGGAGGGGGUUUCGUUCUCGGACGCCGAUCGUCGCGGAUACGAAGGAGGCAGUGAUGACGAUUCCGAAAUCGGGAAGAGUCAACUGCGCAGCAGACGAACGGGGAGUGGUUUUGGGAAGGUGGUUGUGCAUCAAUUCGCAAAAGCGAAGAAGAAAAUACGCGGAGUUAGAAGCAGAAAGAGUCUUCUUGCGAAAUCGCGUUCGGGGAAUGACGAAGGUAAGUUGAUUGGUGUUGACGGUGACGUCAGUGAAAGAAGAUGGAGAGGGAAUGGGUGUAGGUUUUGCUUUUUGCGGCCCAAAGUGUUGGAAUCACCUAAUGAGUCUCCCACGAGUGAUCCCAAUGACCCUAAUUUCACUCAUGCCAUGUUGAGAACUUUGAUGGAAAAAAAUGAUUUCUAUUCCCAUGAAUGCAACCCUCACCUGGAUUAG